Molecule: messenger RNA, 2702 nt
Organism: Pteropus alecto (black flying fox)
Lineage: Eukaryota; Metazoa; Chordata; Mammalia; Chiroptera; Pteropodidae
Gene: COQ4
Product: coenzyme Q4
Exons: 7
Coding region: 133-927 (264 amino acids)
Biological process (GO): ubiquinone biosynthetic process
Cellular component (GO): mitochondrion; mitochondrial inner membrane
Source: RefSeq, a predicted model, not a curated record
CUCAAAAAGCCCUACUUAGAGUAAUAAGGGUCGAGUUAUUUUGACCCCUCCGGCUCUCCGUCGCCAGAAAAGUUUAGAGCGUCGGCUUUGCCCCGCCCAUCCUCCCGCGUAGGUCAGAAAGUCCCCGCUGUCAUGGCGACGGGGUUGUGGCGGGCCCUGCGCCCCCUCCGCCCACUCCAGUCCAUCCCUGGGCCUCUCGCAGAUGUGCCCCUCCGAGCCGCGAGCCAUGGCACCGCCUUGCUCUACCCCGAAUACAUCCCCACUUCCCCGCUGCAGAAAGCGCUGUUGGCCGCGGGAUCUGCCGCAAUGGCCCUCUACAACCCAUAUCGCCACGACAUGGUUGCAGUUCUAGGGGAGACCACAGGACACCGUGCCCUGAAGGUCCUCAGGGACCAGAUGAAGAGGGAUCCAGAAGGCUCUCAGAUCCUACAGCAGCGUCCCCGGAUCUCUUUGUCCACCCUCAACCUGGGCAAGCUCCAGAACCUACCUGAGGGCUCCCUCGGCCGCGAGUAUCUCCGUUUCCUGGAUGUGAAUAGGGUCUCCCCAGACACCCGAGCGCCUACGCGAUUCGUGGAUGACGAGGAGCUAGCAUAUGUGAUCCAGCGGUACCGGGAGGUGCACGACAUGCUCCACACCCUGCUGGGGAUGCCCACCAACAUCCUGGGGGAGAUCGUGGUGAAAUGGUUUGAAGCUGUCCAGACCGGCCUGCCCAUGUGCAUCCUGGGUGCGCUCUUCGGGCCAGUCCGACUCAGUGUCCAGCACCUUGAAGUCUUGGUCACGGAGCUCAUCCCAUGGGCAAUUCAGAAUGGGCGCAGGGCCCCCUGCGUCCUCAACCUAUACUACGAGCAGCGCUGGGCGCAGUCCCUGAGGGCCCUGCGGGAGGAGUUGGGCAUCACAGACCCCCCUAUACACGUGGGUCGGGCCUAGGCCUUGUGCCGCUGGGCCAGGAGGGCCCGCCUGGCUCCCCACCCCGACCCCUACCACUUCCCCAGCGGGCAGAGGGCUCCUUUGCCACUACCUUUUGAUUGUUUUCUUUGAACCCUGACCAUUGGACAUCAUUUAUCAGAAUUCGUCCUGACCACUGCUGAGUGACUUUGAGGGCUAACCCAGGAGGGAGCAGGCAGUGGGGCUCCUAGGGGAGCCGGGAGCUGCCCAAGAGAACCACAUGUGAAUAGGAGUCAGUCAUCCCAGCUCGUGCAGGGAUGUCUCAGGUCCGCAACCCCCGUUCCAGACCCCUCCCUGCCACAAGUGAGGACUAUACCAGUUCCAAAGGCCAGAGAAAGAGGUCGAUGGGAAUAGGAAGCUCUGUCUCUAUCUGAAUAAGCUCCAUCAGGUCAUGUGCCUGCUUCUCCUGCCUUCACCCAGUGCAGGCUGACUCUUGAGCCCCAAAGGCAGAUGUCCCUUCCAGCCUGUGUUUUAGCUGCCUGCCCCAUCUCCUCUGGUCUGAAAUCGGGUAGACUGGGAUUUAAGCUCCCAGCCCUGCACGGUUUUCCAGCAGAGAGACUUGGGGCAAAUCCUUUUCCCUCAGCUCAUUUCAUAAUCAGUGAAAUAACCUGUCUCCUAUGGUUAUUGUGGGAGUUUCGUGAGUGCCACUCAGUACAAAGAAAGGUUUCAUUGGAAGAAGCCAAGGAGCUGGAGCAAUCGUGCUAUUGUGUUUACCUGUGGAGGAGGCAACCGUGAGGCAGGUUUAUUUUAGAGUGGCAACCAGGUAUUUUCCUUGGGUCGGAGCCAGGGAGUGCAGACAGCCAGGGUGAAAGGUACUGUUGACAAGUGGGUGCCCCUGUCAACCACAUGAACCAGAUGCGCUCCCAGAAUGUCAGCCUUUGAGUCUGGGAGAGGCAUCUCUUCGUGUGGAUGGGGCAGCUAAGGCCCAGAGAUGGGCAAGGAAUCUCCUGGAGUAACUAGAAUACAGACUGCAAAUGCCUCCUGUUUGCUUUUCCUAUGGAUAACAGCUACGGUGUACUUACAGCUGUACUAAGUGCCAGGCAGUGCCAAGCACUUAGAGGCAUUAUCACACUGACAUCUCCAACAACUCACGGAGAGAGGUGGUACUAUUUUAUUUUACUAACGAGGCGAUAGGAACAGAGCUAAGGCUGGAACCAGAGGUGUCCGAAUACCUGCUCAACACUGCCUUGUGCCUACCACAUUCCAGUCCAGGGCGCCCAGUGACAGGGAGGGUGUAGGAGGCUGGAGACCAACCGUGGAACCUCUUUUCAAGAGGGAAGCCUUGUCCAAACUCUGAAUUCCUGCAGAAAGAGGAAGGGAUUAGGGUGAGCUCCUCACGCCUCAUAGAUUUUUGCAGUAUAGGCCACCUUUCUGGACCUGCCAGCUGUUUCCAUCGCUUGCCAGAAUCCCAGACACGCCCAUCCCCAGGUCAGUAAAAGUCAACAGUGUCAAAGUUGAAGAAAGAUUGGACCCAGAUGGCCUCAGCCCGGCUUGGUAGCCCACCUGCUCCAGCCCCUUGGUGCCCCCAUGACCCUGGGCCUUUACGGCGUUCAAGAGACAGGUGCUAAGCAUCAUGAUUACCUGGGAGUGGAGUCCUGUCUGCAGAUCAUAAGGUGGCAUUUUUGUCACCAGCUCACAGCUGGAGAAAAAUUACUGGCGAUAGCUACUACUUAACUGAGUUCUUACCACGGCCCAUGAGGCUCUGUCAACUCCUGCCUAGAAACUUCCAUUCAUCUCAAUAAACCACACUGGCCUUC